Messenger RNA from Arabidopsis thaliana (thale cress), 643 nucleotides. RefSeq names its product ecotropic viral integration site protein. Bases 113 to 520 code for a protein of 135 amino acids. The record is from RefSeq and is marked reviewed. NCBI's taxonomy places the organism in Eukaryota, Viridiplantae, Streptophyta, Magnoliopsida, Brassicales, Brassicaceae. The transcript has 3 exons.
ACACGAUCACACGAAGGAAUCAUCAUCAUCAUCAGAAAUUCAGAAUUCAGGAGCAGUAAUUAAAAUUGAUUAUUUUGAUUAUAAAAUAACUCAAGAGAGAUCACAGAGAGAUAUGGCGGAGGGUAAACCCGACGAGCAGCUCUUUCAGCUUCUUUCGGGUCUUCUUCAACAGGUAGAAUCAUUGACAAAUACAGAAGAGGUUGAGCUACGUUCUAAGAUUGAAGCUCUUGGUUUAGAAGUCACUAAAGUGCCAUCAAAGUCUGCUCAACACCUCAAUGAGGUGGAGAUAGCUAAGGAAUUGGACAAGUUAUCAGCAAAGUUAGAUGAUGUGGAUGAGAUGAUAUCAUCAGCUAUAGCUUCUGAUCCACAGGUUCAGACGCUUCUUAGCGGCACAGCUGAUGUUUGGAUGCCGGUUAUCACUGCCGGCGCCGAAGAGAGACUCAACUUCACAGCCUCUCUUGCUGAUGAUGAUGACCUUUCUAACAAGGAGACUACUACCGACAAUACCAGCAGCUCUUAAUCCCAUUUUCUUUUUGAUAAACUCAUGUCGAAGUUUUCUAUUUUGCAGUCUUGUUUCUUUUAUGUAUAUCAAAACCAAGAUAAGCUUUAAUUCAUGAGUGAUAUUGAUGUUUGAUUUUUACGC